Molecule: messenger RNA, 825 nt
Organism: Batrachochytrium dendrobatidis JAM81
Lineage: Eukaryota; Fungi; Chytridiomycota; Chytridiomycetes; Rhizophydiales
Exons: 5
Coding region: 1-825 (274 amino acids)
Source: RefSeq, a predicted model, not a curated record
AUGUCAAGAGCACUGCAACUAUCAACAAUGUCAAUUAAUAUAGAAUAUGCUGCAUUAGUAGUAACCAUUCUAGGAAUCUCAGCUGGUCCUGUAUUUGUUUUUUGGAUUAUGCCUGUGUGUUCUUCUGGCUUGGGCUAUCCAGCUUAUUCCCUAAUCCAAGCGCGAAUUAUGCGCAUCUUUCUGGAUUACAACUUGCGUGUUUGGGCUUUACGUGGCCAGAUCCUUUUAAUCGUAUCAUUUUGUCUAUGUACACCUGGUGUGUUACUCAAUGGAAUAAUAUAUGACAAAAACACAGAUACAGGGAUAUGGGUGAUUAGCUACAUUGCUUUAUCAUUUUUAUCUCGAACCAUUAUCAAAAUGUACGAAUCAACAAAUUCAGACAAUAUGCUUACCGAUGCGGUCAAACGGGGCAUUCAUCGAAAUCGCAAUCUUUUGACGGCUCUGAUUCUUUCGGUUGUUAUAUGCGAUUUAAUUGCUAUUUGUGCUAGUCUGUUGAUUGUCCCAGCCGGUGCACCUCAUGACGUCAGAGUAUUAUGGCAUUCAGCAGGUAGACAGAUUGGUGUCUCUAUGGCUCCUUUUCAUUGUAUAAGCGGCACAUUGUUGUUGGAAAAUAUGCGUGAUUUUAAAAAGAUUGCAGAGCAAUAUCGGCUGAACGCUAUUGAACGGAAAAGCAGGUUGACAUUGGGGGCUAGCACUUCAUCCAAGUCUUGGUCGUUUAAAACAUCUGGCAUUUCAUAUACAGUUCAUGCCCCGCCAAUUUCGAUGGUAUCCUACGUGUCUGAAAAUCCAACCAUCCAGGAGAUACCCGGCAUCAUCCACCAUUGA